Rhea pennata is the source of this 521-nucleotide messenger RNA. RefSeq names its product hydroperoxide isomerase ALOXE3-like. The record is from RefSeq and is a predicted model, not a curated record. Gene Ontology annotation, molecular function: metal ion binding; oxidoreductase activity, acting on single donors with incorporation of molecular oxygen, incorporation of two atoms of oxygen. Bases 46 to 447 code for a protein of 133 amino acids. The transcript has 3 exons. Gene Ontology annotation, biological process: lipid oxidation; linoleic acid metabolic process; lipoxygenase pathway. NCBI's taxonomy places the organism in Eukaryota, Metazoa, Chordata, Aves, Rheiformes, Rheidae.
CCGUCCCGCCUCCGCACCCGCCCCGAACUCGUCACCUUCGUCACCAUGAUCAUCUACAGCUGCUCGGCCCAUCACGCCGCCACCAACAGCGGGCAGUUCGAGCUCGGCGCCUUCAUGCCCAACAUGCCGGCGGCCAUGCGGGAGCCGCCGCCGGCCGCGAAGGCGCCGCUCGCCGAGGCCGAUUUCCUGGGCGCCGUCUCGGCCGUCAACACGACCUGCGUCACCCUGGCCGUGCUGUGGGUGCUGCGCAACGAGCCGCUCGACAUGCGCCCGCUGGGCUGUUACCCCGAGGAGCACUUCACGGAGGAGGCGCCGCGGCGCCUCAUCGCCGCCUUCCAGCGCCGCCUGGCCCGGAUCUCCCGCGACAUCCGGGCCCGCAACGCCGGCCUGGCCCUGCCCUACGCCUACCUGGACCCCGCCCAGGUGGAGAACAGCGUCGCCAUCUGAGCCCGGACGCCUGGGCCCCCCGCCCGGCGCCGCCCGGACGCCUGGGCCCCGCUGCUGCUGCGCUGCCUGGACGC